Messenger RNA from Xenia sp. Carnegie-2017, 1349 nucleotides. RefSeq names its product 26S proteasome non-ATPase regulatory subunit 11A-like. NCBI's taxonomy places the organism in Eukaryota, Metazoa, Cnidaria, Anthozoa, Malacalcyonacea, Xeniidae. The coding region runs from base 7 to 1260 and encodes 417 amino acids. Gene Ontology annotation, cellular component: proteasome regulatory particle, lid subcomplex. The transcript has 17 exons. The record is from RefSeq and is a predicted model, not a curated record. Gene Ontology annotation, biological process: ubiquitin-dependent protein catabolic process. Gene Ontology annotation, molecular function: protein binding; structural molecule activity.
UUCAAGAUGGAGGACGAGUUGAAGAAAGCCGAACACCUUUCACACAAAGAUCCCGAGCGGGCAAUGGAACUUUUAUCAUCUAUAGUUAAAAGAGAUGUCGAUCCCAGUGACGAGGAUGAUUUGAAAACUAAAGAGCAGGCUAUUUUACAACUUGGUGGUCUUCUGGCAAAGAGUGGUCGUGCAGCUGAACUGGAAGGACUUGUAAAAUUUAUCCAGCCCUUCAUGCUUCUCAUUUCGAAAGCAAAAGCUGCAAAAAUGGUCCGUGAACUUUUGGAUCUAUUUCUUGAUAUGGAGGUAUCGACCGGCACUGAGGUUCAACUAUGCAUGGAAUGUAUUGAGUGGGCGAGAAGUGAAAAAAGAGUAUUCUUGCGGCAGGCAUUGGAGUCAAGACUUGUUGGUUUGUAUUAUGGCGUAAAGGAUUACCCAAAAGCAUUGUCUCUCGGAUCGAAACUACUGAAAGAAUUGAAGAAGCUCGAUGAUAAAAUGUUACUGGUCGAAGUCCAACUUCUGGAAAGCAAAAUAUACCAUACGUUAAAGAAUAUACCUAAGUCAAGAGCAGCUCUCACCUCGGCCAGGACGACGGCCAACGCCAUAUACUGCCCGCCGAAGUUACAGGCAUCAUUGGAUAUGCAAUCAGGAAUACUUCAUGCAGAAGAGAAAGAUUUCAAAACAGCAUAUUCCUACUUUUUCGAGGCUUUCGAGGGAUACGAUUCGUUGGAGAAUUCCAAAGCGCCGUCUGCUUUAAAAUACAUGCUGCUCUGCAAAAUCAUGUUGAAUAGCCCUGAAGAUGUUCAAUCAAUAAUCAGUGGAAAACUUGGUUUGAAGUAUUCGGGUCCACCAUUGCAGGCAAUGAAGAAAAUUGCAGAUGCCAGCCAUCAGCGUUCCCUAUUAGAAUUCAAAAAGAUCUUAGCGACUUAUGAGAAUGAACUGCAAGGCGACCCGAUCAUCCAAGCGCAUCUUGAUACGUUGUACGACAACCUUCUCGAACAGAAUCUUUGCCGAAUUGUAGAGCCGUUUUCAAAAGUUGAGGUUGAUCACGUGUCCCAUCUUAUAAAGUUGGAAAAGAAUGUUGUCGAAAAGAAACUGUCGCAAAUGAUUUUGGACAAGAAACUUAACGGUAUUCUAGACCAAGGUUCUGGCGUGUUAAUCAUCUUCGAUGAAUCGCCCAUCGACAACACAUACGAAAAUAGUUUGGAGAUUAUUCAAAGCAUGAGCAAAGUCAUGGAUGCUUUGUACCACAAGAGCAAGAAGUUGUCGUGAACAUCUAAACACUUUAAACGUUUUUAAAGUUGAUAAAUAGAUCAAUCGUUGUUUAUCGUGUCCUGAAUGAAAGAACUUUCGCAUUUAAA